Plutella xylostella (diamondback moth) is the source of this 3377-nucleotide messenger RNA. RefSeq names its product serine/threonine-protein kinase 40. The record is from RefSeq and is a predicted model, not a curated record. Gene Ontology annotation, biological process: protein phosphorylation. NCBI's taxonomy places the organism in Eukaryota, Metazoa, Arthropoda, Insecta, Lepidoptera, Plutellidae. Gene Ontology annotation, molecular function: protein kinase activity; ATP binding.
AUUGCAACGCAGUGUGUCUCAAGAUGUCAUUUUGUAAAUAAAAGGAAAUUCUCAAAUCUCAUCUUGAGAUAAUCUACUUUUACAUCAUCUUAGCUUAAUUUGUUUAUCAUCUUUGGUUUAUUUCAAUAAACCAAAAGCUAUUGACGUUCUACCUCAAGAAUUAGCUGACCCUGUGCUGUAGAAGUGCUUUUAAAAACGUACCUUUUAAAGUGAAACUAUGGAUCCGGAAAGACCAGAAUGUAGCUCAAACCACGGAAAGAGGACUCGGCCUUUGCUUUUGCAGCCGAGCCCAAAGAUGGCAAAGACUUCGUCCCAGCCAGGACCAGCAUCGAGCAGCUCGUUAAAGAACUCUAGGCGAUACGGUCCAACAUCGCCUAAGAGGUCGAAGAUUACGUACAACCGAGAUGACGUGCCAGCCUAUGGCACCCUGGUACCUGACAGGUUGAUACGGAAGGCUGGGCCUUAUUUACUAGGACCCAAGCUGGGCCCUAGUCCAGUUAAAAGUAUAGUUCAAUGUUUGGCUAGGAAGGAGAAGACUGAUAAAUUUUAUCAGAUUAAAAUCUUGACUAUGAGGAAUGAGGGGCAGUCGGAGACGCAAGAUGAUAGACAGGGCAAGAUGCUGUUGCACACUGAAUAUUCCUUGCUGUCUCUGCUCAGGGAUCAAGAUGGUGUUAUUCAUCAUCAUGGACUGUAUAAGGACCAUGCCUUAGAAGAGGUGCCCAACCCUUCAGGUCCCGGUCAUAUCUACACAGGCAGAGUCAGACAAAGACUGUUUCUAGUACUAGACUGUGUGAAUGCACAUCAGUUCAGUGAGAAAGGCAGUGAACUUAUAAACCUGCAGCAAUAUGUAACUAAAGUUAAAAAGGUUCCAGAGAAGGAUGCCAUACUAAUCUUCUAUGAUAUAGUCAGGGUAGUUUCACAGUUGCACAAGAGGAAUAUAGUGCACAGAGAUUUGAAGCUAGGCAACAUAGUGCUGAACCAAAGGACUGGAAGGAUUGUGCUAACGAAUUUCUGCCUUGGCACUCAUCUGGGCAGUGACAGAGAUCUCUUGAAGGAUCAGAGAGGAUCACCAGCUUACAUCUCUCCGGACGUGCUUCUCUGCAAGCCCUACCUCGGCAAGCCUUCAGACAUGUGGGCGCUGGGAGUGGUCCUGUACACAAUGCUCUAUGGACAGUUCCCGUUCUGCGACACGAGCCUCGCGCAGCUGUUCAGCCGCAUCCAGCAGGCCAGCUACAACAUACCGCCUGACGGCAACACAGUGCAGGCGUCGGACAGCACGGUGUUCCUCAUACAGAGGCUGCUGGUGAAGGACCCCAAGCACAGGCUACUGGCGGACGAGGUGCUAGACCAGCUAUCCACCAUCAUAGCCUCCUACGUCAUAGUCCCAAACCCACCAGAAGACUUGCAAGUGGUCCCCGACAUACCACUAGACGAAGACACUAGCAAAGACAAGGCUAGUGCGGAGAAUGUUGCGAGCCCGGAGGUGGAUAGGAAGAUUGUCAUGAGCAUACCGGAGAGCAGUGGCGAGAGGACUGGGAAUAGUAGUGACGAGCUCGGCGUAUUCUGCGUGAACCUGCCCGACGACGUGGCUCUCUCCCUCUCGCUGUGUCGCGUGGCGCCGCGCCCGCCCGCCCUACAGCGGGUGGCGGACGCCGCCCCGCUCACUCCCGCCGAGGUGGCCCAAUACCAACACCUGUUCGCCUCCAACCAGAACCUUCGCACAGAAACCGCCCACCAAAGACGAGUAGCUUCCGACCUCACAUCAGCUCUACAAAACUUCGUACCCGACAGAGCACAACCGGAAAAUUCUAGACUACGAUCACUAGCUCAAAGAAUCCCACGCUUAAACCCUAUAAUACCCACCACUUCUAACGGACAAAACUCGUCAUCUUCAUCAUCGGCUGGUUCUACAGGUGACGGAUUUAGGGUUACCUGGGCAGAAAGAGCCAGGCAAGAUCAGGAUUAUGUUCUGAGGUUGCCAGUUCUAGAUCUUUCUAGAGUGCAGAGUAAUAGGGUUUUGAAUGCGGUGUCUAUGCAAGUCAGUCAGGAGGCUAGGCAGAAUGGUGAUAAUGCGAGUAGUGAUAUGGAGUUUUAGUUUAGUUUAGGAGUGGUUGGGUUAUGUCGGUUGAUGUGCGGUAAGUGUCUUAUCACGGUUAUUAUUUUAUUAUACUUUAAAUCAGCUCUCGCGGCAUGAAUUCUUUAUCUACGCAGCUAAACCUCACGAUGCGAGCUCUGGGGAAAGUAAAAUGAUACAUCAUAUAAUAUUUUGGAAAGAUUUAAAGAUGUUAUGAAGACGUCAACAAAUUUCGGCUCUAUCUUUAAUUUAUUAGUCUCGAUCUCUACGAGUAUACAUAUGCCUAUUCCACAUUUUACACAUCAUACUUAUUGGAGUAAUAAAAUUUCAUACUUACUUUCUGCAAUGUUAGUAUUUGGCUUUAUACUCUUUACUACCGAAUCAAUAAAAUAUGACUUUCCCUACUUUAUUUAUCGUUUACCUUAGAAAACUGUAAAAUAUACAAUAAAAAAUUGGCACUGCCAGGUGUUCAACGAAUUUUACAAUCUCAAUGAUUUGUAUGAAAAUCAUGAAUAUACCUACUCCCUGAAAUACUGAAUAAAUAACUUCAUAUUGAAUCAUAGUAGUCGAUAAUCUUACUAGCCAGAUUGGCUAUUUAGCUAUUAGUAUAUAAGUGUUUAAAAAAAGUGUAUUGACCUGUUGAGAUAUGUAAAUACCUACUAUAAUAUGACUAUAAAUGUCCUAUGUAUGAAACUAGGUAGCUAUUACAAGCUAUGGGGAAUCCUGUAUGUUUUUGAGAAACACCAAAUUAUAGCAAUUAAAACAUAACUUGUAAAUAUAAUACUAACUAUCAAACUAUGAAAAAGGUAUAAAUACUACUCUUAGGGCUUGUUUCACAAUGUCUGGAUAAUGGCUACCUGUUACAGAUACUUAAAAUACAUGCGGUCACUCUCUGUAAUUAUGUUUUAGACAGUGACAGCAUGUCUUUUAUCCCACAGGUAUCCAUUAUCCAGACAUUGUGAAACAGGUCCUUAACGACUAAUAACGAUACUUAACACAUAAACCGGUACUAUACUUUAUUAACAUUAUAUUAUUGCCAAAUGUUGGGCAACGAAUUUACUUUUGACUGUUCCCUUUAGAUGUAGGAAGACAAUAAAAAAUAUUUAGGUAUAAGGUUAUAUUUUAUGUUAGAUUAUGCAUUUUACCAAUUUAAAGGUUUCAUUAAUAAUCAUACGAUGAAAUCAAACGCCAGGUCUACAUCUGUAUUUGUUUCGCGUAUCAGAUCUCCGUAUCUUAUCUUGGAGCGUUUUAUAAUCGCUAUACUUUGUAAAAUAUAGCAUGAGUCCUAAGACAUAUUUCAAAU